Messenger RNA from Triticum turgidum subsp. durum (durum wheat), 1530 nucleotides. Lineage: Eukaryota; Viridiplantae; Streptophyta; Magnoliopsida; Poales; Poaceae. The record is from the annotation of a GenBank genome assembly.
AUGGGUAGUACCGGUAGCCCCUCCUCGGUAGCCGCUCUACCAACAAGCGGCCGGCCACUCCCGAUACGCACGCCAAGAUCAGCGACGGCGUCUAAUGAUUCCGCGGCGGAGGAGCCCGUGAGCCCGACUGCAAUACUCAUGGACGCUAUAUACAUCGUGGUUACAGUCGGGCUUGGCUGCCCCGUAAACCUCCCCGUCCUCAGGGCCGGCCUCGCCACCCAACUUGCGCGUUACCCGCGCUUCCGCAGCAUUCAGGUGACCGACGGGUGCAAGAACCCACGGUGGGAGCGCACGGCGGUGAACGUGGACGACCACAUGAUCGUCCCGACGCUGGACCCCGUCGCCGUGGAGGCCGACCCGGACCAGGCCGUGGACGACUACGUGGCCUCGCUGCCCGAGCUCCCCAUGGACCGCUCCCGCCCGCUCUGGGAGUUCCACUUCCUCGACUUCCCGACCUCCGAUGCCACCUCCACCGUGGUGAUCCGCGUGCACCACUCCCUCGGCGACGGGACGUCGCUGAUUAUGCUCCUUCUGGCGUCCGCGCGCAGUGCCUCCGACCCGACACGCCUGCCGACCAUGCGGGAGUUGACGGUGCGCACGGGCGCCAUCUAUAAGCCGCGGCGCCGGCAGCCACCGUCGGCGGGCGCCCUGGCGGCAUCCGCGGCAUGGGUCUUUUCCUAUCUUGUGCUCGCGUGGAAUACCGUCGUGGACGUCGCCUCCUUCGCGGCGACGGCUGCGUUCUUGGGAGACCCACACACUCUGUUCAGACGUGCGGAUCACGAUGUUGCGUUCAUCUCCCCCAGGCGCUUCGUGCGCCGGAGCCUUAGCUUGGACGACGUCAGGUUCAUCAAGAAUGCCAUGAACUGCACCGUCAAUGAUGUGCUGGUCGGAGCGACGUCUGCUGCUCUGUCACAAUACUACUUUCGCAAGUCUGGUUACUCCAAGACAGGCAAACUAUGUCUGCGGUCUAUCCUCUUUGUCAAUACAAGGCCAACCACUAGCCUACAAGCGUAUGUUAAUAUGAUAGAAUCUGGUAAGGUUGAUGACGUGGCAUGGGGAAAUCAACUAGGUUACAUCCUUCUUCCAUUUCAUUUGGCGAUGCACGAUGAUCCACUGGCAUAUGUCUGCAAAGCGAUGAACACAGUGGACAGGAAAAAGAGCUCACUUGAAGUUAUCUUCACAUAUAAGAUUACUGAAAUUUUUCUCAAAAUGCUGGGUCUGAAGGCGGGCGCUUUUAUCUUCAAACGUAUGUUCGCCAAUACAACUAUUUCGUUCUCAAACAUGGCUGGACCAACUGAACAAAUUGAGUUUUAUGGACACCCAGUUGACUUCCUCGCUCCUAGCGUUUAUGGAAUUCCACAAGCAUUGGUUGUGCACUACCAGAGUUACAAUAACACUCUCAAAGUAAUUCUGUCAGUCGACGAGGAAGUAUUUCCAGAUUACACUGAUCUUUUGGAUGACUUUGUCAAGUCCUUCGCACGAAUUAGGGAGGCGGCGUCAAGGCUUUCAACAUCUAUCAAGAAAGAAUGA